AUUGGAGAUUGACGCAUAUUUCUGUGCUGUGCUGAUGAAAUCGGUCGAUUUGAUUAUCCUGUCUGGACUGGCCUUUGUUGUCAUUGAUGACUUAUGACAUUUUUGUUCGUGUUUAACUGUUUAUUUAUUUUCAUUACAUUCGGUAACCAAAUAGAAUUACCGAUGCUGUUUCUUCUUCAAAAGAUAAAUGCGGUAAAUGCUUACGAUCCCAAAACAAAAUGACGCCUUUGUUGAAGAUAAGCAAGUCUGUAUUUAUCUUUAUUGCACUUACUUUUGCUUCUAAAUGGGUAUACCUACAUUACUUUAACAAAAAGGAAAAGAAAAUAGCGCCAAAAGAAAUACACGAAGUUUUGAUGUUUUCUCAUGGACUCGGAGAGCUACAAAGGAGUAAAUAUUCAAGAUGCGUUGUUACACAGAGCAUGGACCGACUGUUGUAUUUUGUAAACUCCCCAAGAUACACAUUGGAUAUAUGCAUGUACGUUUUGACUAAUCUUGAUUUGACCCAGACAGUAUUAAAGCAGCACUUGAAAGGAGUAAAAGUCCGUGUAAUAGUUGACGCUGACAUGGCGUAUGCUUCAGGUUCUCACAUAAGAAAAUUGGAGAAACAAGGCAUUCCUGUCAGGUGGAUGAAAUCUACAAAUCUUAUGCACCAUAAGUUCUCAUUGAUAGACGCGUUGAGUGAAAACCCAGCAGCUGUGCCGGUGGUGAUAAUGGGAUCUCUCAACUGGACCAAUCAAGCCUUGAGUGGUAACUGGGAAGAUGUUGCAGUCACUUCGCAAAGGGAACUUGUUGAAAAAUACAGACUAGAGUUUGAACGGCUUUGGGUUCUAUUUAAACCAAUAGUAGAUAAGAAUUAAUACAUGUGCAAAUGCAUUGCUAAUAUUGUGGAAUAAUAUUCCAGGCAGAAUAACCUCAGAUGAUAACCAAAACUCACUAAUUACUACAUUGUGUAUCUUACCAGUAUGGACAUAAGGUUGGUUUUCAUUUAAUUGUUUUUUUUUUUACAAUUAGUGGGUUUUGAUUGUUUCAAUUCAAAUUCAAUUAUUUAAAAAUAAAUAGAAAUGUUAAUUCAGCAAUGAAUAGAUCCACAGUGCCAGUAUUCAAACUUGUCAAGUGACUAUCUUCUCACAAUUAUAUCAUUCUCUAACCAUAAUGUAGUCAUAGUGUAGUGUGUAGUUCUUAACAUAAAGUAGUUAAUUAGCCGGGUCCACACAGAGCGAGCAUACUCUCGAGGCAAUUUCCUCACGCACAAAACGGCCAGUGUAGACGUGCCUCGGCCGAGGCGGCGCUUGCGUUUUCCGAGUAAAUUGCCUCGCGCGUUUGCUCGCUCUGUGUGGACCCGGCUAAUGGAAAAUUACUGAUCCCCUCAGCUCAUAAAGAAUUUAUGAAAGAUAAAAAAUGUGUGUGGCUGUGGGUUCGAUUUUUGAUAUUAUGUAGUGCUGGGAGUGAGGGGAUAAAUAUAUGUAAUGAAUAAAUUGAAGUAUACUGCACAAUGCAUUACAGUAUAGGUAUUAUAUCCAUUAGCCGGGUCCACACAGAGCGAGCAUACACGCGAGGCAAUUUCCUCACGCACAAACCGGCCAGUGUAGACGUGCCUCCGCCGAGGCGGCGCAUGCGUUUUCCGAGGCACGUCUACCUGGCCGAUUUGUGCGUGAGGAAAUUGCCUCGCGCGUAUGCUCGUGUGGACCCGGCUAAUUCGGUAUUGGGUGUGAGUGAGGUUAUACUAGACAAAAAAUAGGUCUAACUAUAAAAACAGAAACAAUUACUUAUAACAUUUCUAUGUACAUUUGUUGCUUAACUAUUUUUAAUUCAGAGUUUGGUAACUAUUUUACAAUAAACAAAAAUCAUUCCCAAACCUAAAACACUAGGGAUACGUUUAUAUCAUGGCAUUUUUAUGUUUAGAGUAUCAAUUUAGUAUCUCUGAGCACUGCUUAAAUAGUCACCUAUUCUUUAUAUUGCUAUAGAUACAGACUAUGAAAUAAUGCCAAAAAUAUAUCCCAGUUUUAACAUCUUAUUUCAAUGACAUAAAGUGCAAGACUGCAUAAUCAGUUGUUUUUAUGUAUAGUUGGCCUGCAAGUUCUGAGGAAUCAAAAUAAACACCAUUUUAUCCUCCAUGUAUCCUAUGCCCCCUCUCUGUCUCCACAAGCAUUGAUGCAAUCCUGCAUCAAUGCCUCCUCACUUCUGCAGCCCCUUAAUCCUCAAAGCACUUGCACUCUGAUUGUAGGUUAUGAUUUUGUUAAUUAUUAAGUACUACAACAAGUACUAAAAUAUUUAUAAGCAAAUAAUAUGUGAUUAGGCAUUAACAUGUGUAUAAAAGUGAUAUUUUCUACGAAGUGACCAAUGAAACUCAACAUAUAUUAUUAUCUAUUAAAAUAAUUGUAGGUCAUGAUGUAAAAUAUUUUUGUGAUGAUUAGUUUCCUACCUGACCUAUAAGGUCUGUUGUGAUUUAAGAAAAUCUGUUAUUUGUACAGUCUACUUAGUACAGAAAAUUUUGUAAGUGCAUUUUUAUACAUACAUUAAUCACCAGAGCUUGCUUAUGUGAUACAUGCUGAUUAUCGUUAGGGCACAUUUACAUUAAGCUCACCAUGACAUGUUCUAUGACCCCUGACAGACUGCUCAAUUUCUUAAGUACUUUACUACCUGUACUGUUUUGUUACCUGUUCUAUUCUAUUAUAAUUUUUCUUUUAUAAUUAUGCUACAAUGGCUAGCUAAGAUAAUGUAUAAAUUCAAAUAUGAGAGAGUCUAGCCAUAAUGCACAGUAUGGUACUAACACUCUAAUUCCCUGUUUGAUUAAGGUUGUUUUGUGGUCAUACCCUUGAAUUUUCUUUGAAUAACACAGUACCCACCCGCAA
Molecule: messenger RNA, 2852 nt
Organism: Cydia pomonella (codling moth)
Lineage: Eukaryota; Metazoa; Arthropoda; Insecta; Lepidoptera; Tortricidae
Exons: 1
Coding region: 219-857 (212 amino acids)
Biological process (GO): piRNA processing
Cellular component (GO): mitochondrion
Molecular function (GO): RNA endonuclease activity producing 5'-phosphomonoesters, hydrolytic mechanism
Source: RefSeq, a predicted model, not a curated record